AUGAAAAAAGAAAAAGCAAUCGACACUCCAAUUGCUACAACCGCAAAGUUAGAUUUAGAAGGAACGGGUACAAUUGUGGAGCAGAAAUUGUAUAGGACAAUGAUUGAAUCUCUUUUAUAUCUUACUACUAGUAGGCCUGAUAUAGUAUUUAGCAUGGGGUUAUGUUCACGAUUUCAACCUAAUCCUAAAGAAUCUCACUUAAAGGUUGUCAAACGAAUACGCCGAUACUUAAAAGGCACCCCUGAUAUUGGAUUGUGGUUUCCCAAAGCAAGCAAUUUUGACCUUGUAAGAUAUGCUCAUGCUGACUAUGUAGGCUACCUGGUGGAUAAAAAGACCACGAAUGGUAUGACUCACUUCUUAGGAUCCUGUCUCAUCUCAUGGGGAACAAAUACGCAAUACUCUAUGGCCCUAUCUACUGCAAAAGUUGAAUACGUUGUUGCUGCCUCAUGA
This is a messenger RNA of Solanum dulcamara, 450 nucleotides long. RefSeq names its product secreted RxLR effector protein 161-like. The record is from RefSeq and is a predicted model, not a curated record. The coding region runs from base 1 to 450 and encodes 149 amino acids. Lineage: Eukaryota; Viridiplantae; Streptophyta; Magnoliopsida; Solanales; Solanaceae. The transcript has a single exon.